Molecule: messenger RNA, 948 nt
Organism: Humulus lupulus (European hop)
Lineage: Eukaryota; Viridiplantae; Streptophyta; Magnoliopsida; Rosales; Cannabaceae
Exons: 2
Coding region: 149-592 (147 amino acids)
Source: RefSeq, a predicted model, not a curated record
UCUUCUUCUUCUUCUUCUACAUUCAAAGUAAAAAAAUAAACAUAAAAAAAAUCAGAAUUUCACCAUGAUUUUCGUGAGCAUGUGAAGGAGAGAAAGAAGAAAAAAAAAACGUGUGAGGAAAAAAUAGAAAGGGAGAGAGAGAAAACGCAUGGGAGUAGAGGGGAAGGGGAUGCAGAAUAAAAGAAGUAGAUCUAAAGAUUUAGAAGGAAGGGUUGGAAAGAAGAGACAAAUUUUUUAUGAUAACUCAUUGUCUCCUAAUCGAAUCAGGUCAAAAUUGCUUUUAGAUCGCGCUCGUCGGUAUAGAUCUCCUAUGAAAAGUUUGGAGUCGUCCUCUUCAAUGUUCGAAAGUAGAACUCGGCGUUGUCUUCAUAGUGAAUCUUAUUGUUCUUUUUGUAAGGAAUACGAAAACCAUGUAUGUGUAGAUGAGGUAGACCGUGAUGUUCCUAUCCCACCAUGGAGUUUUGUCAUACCUGAUGAAGAUGGUGAUGCAAUGACCAUUAAUAUACCAUCAGAUGUAAACAAAGGGAACCUUCAAAUUCCAGACCAUGUAAAAUGUGUAUGUAUUAUUUUUUUUUUAUUAUUAUUAUUUUAAUUAUUUUUGAAAUUUUAUAUUAGUUUAUUUUUUACAGGUUGGAGUGACAAAAGUAAAUGCUUUGCUCACAAUGGUUGUUGGUUUGCAAAAUAUUUUAAUUACAAAGAUCCUUGAAUCUAGAGAUAGGUUAAAUGGUUCAAAUAAUAUUAUCCAUCAACUUCUUCGUCGUCUGGUUAGUAUAUCUUAAUUAAUUUCAAAAUUUUACAGUAUGAAACAUUAUCUGGUUGGUAUAUGUUUAUCUAAUUUUAUUUAUUUAUUUAUUGUUUUGUACAGCAACUAUGUGAAGCAUCUCAAAUAUCUGAAGACCAUAGUCAAGAUAUCAUUGAUAGUAGCAAUGUAAUCAAUAAAUAGGGAGA